Asparagus officinalis (garden asparagus) is the source of this 1715-nucleotide messenger RNA. RefSeq names its product DNA repair protein recA homolog 1, chloroplastic. The record is from RefSeq and is a predicted model, not a curated record. Gene Ontology annotation, biological process: DNA repair. Lineage: Eukaryota; Viridiplantae; Streptophyta; Magnoliopsida; Asparagales; Asparagaceae. The coding region runs from base 180 to 1439 and encodes 419 amino acids. The transcript has 13 exons. Gene Ontology annotation, molecular function: ATP-dependent DNA damage sensor activity; ATP hydrolysis activity; ATP binding.
AAGAUUUCAUCCUCUUCUGCUCUAAACCAUCGCCCUCGCCUCCCGAAACCGCUUCUAGUUCUCCACUAUCACUCCAAACUCUUCCUACAAAAUUUGACGGCAACCCUUCCCGUUAUUGUUUCUUGCUAUCGAGGACAAAUAAAAGGAGCUGCCUUUUCUCCCUUUAGCUUGUAAAAACCAUGGCUUUUGCUAAAUCCCUUGUAAAUCCCCAAACCCUUUUCCUCAUAAACCCUAGUCUGUUUCUUUCGUCUUCACUUCAAUUCCCAGCUUCCAGUUCCUCCUCUUUGCCCUUCGUUCGUCCUAAAAUUAGGAGGAAGCUUCGAUGCGAGUUCGAUGUGAAGGGCAACGGCGCUCUCUCCAACGAGACUGACCCUCGAUAUAUAGACCGACAAAAAGCUCUGGAAGCAGCAAUGAACGACAUUAACAGUUCUUUUGGAAGAGGAAGUGUUACAAGAUUAGGCAGUGCUGGUGGUGCUUUUGUUGAGACUUUUCCAAGUGGUUGUUUAACACUAGAUUUUGCCCUGGGCGGUGGUCUUCCCAAAGGAAGAGUUGUAGAGAUAUAUGGUCCUGAGAGUAGCGGAAAGACCACACUAGCAUUACAUGCUAUUGCCGAAGUACAGAAACUUGGUGGGAAUGCCAUGCUUGUUGAUGCAGAACAUGCUUUUGAUCCCGCAUAUUCUAGGGCACUGGGAGUAGAUAUUGAAAAUCUGAUUGUCUGCCAACCUGAUCAUGGUGAAAUGGCGCUGGAAAUUGCGGAUCGUAUGUGCAGAUCAGGAGCAAUAGAUCUCAUUUGCAUCGAUUCUGUUUCUGCCCUCACUCCACGGGCAGAAAUCGAAGGUGAGAUUGGCAUGCAACAGAUGGGCCUGCAAGCUCGUUUAAUGAGUCAAGCUCUGCGUAAAAUGUCAGGAAAUGCCUCAAAAGCUGGUUGUACUCUCAUAUUCUUGAACCAGAUAAGAUACAAGAUUGGUGUUUAUUAUGGAAAUCCUGAAGUUACCAGUGGAGGUAUUGCAUUAAAGUUCUUUGCAUCUCUUCGCCUUGAGAUACGUUCUACCGGGAAGAUAAAGUCUGCCAAGGGUGAUGAAGAUAUUGGGGUCAGGGUUCGUGUGAGGGUGCAGAAAAGCAAAGUAUCCAGACCUUACAAGCAAGCUGAAUUUGAGAUCAUGUUCGGGGAAGGAGUGAAUAAAGUGGGCUGUGUCUUGGAUUGUGCUGAGAUUACAGAUAUUGUCGCAAAGAAGGGUGCAUGGUAUAGCUAUGGAGAACACAGGCUGGGCCAAGGCAGAGAGAAAGCACUACAGUAUCUAAGAGACCAUCCUCUUGUCUUUAGUGAAAUAGAAAAGGCUGUUCAGGCUAUGGUGGCUGAAGGAAGUACUCACACGAGUCUUAUAGCCUUCGGUCAGUCAUCAACUGCUGAAGAAGAGCCCACCUAUGAAGAGAGCUGACAGUUUGUAAGGGACAAAGUGCUUUUGAUGAUUAUGAACUGAAAGUGUAGAAGUUGAAGUGCAAAUGAGAAGAAAAUUGAAGCAAGUAUCAUUUAAUGGUUCUAUUUCUUUGUAAGUUAUUUACAAGGCUGUAGAACUCCAUUUUGUUGUGUUCGUCAAAUGUAAGAAAGCCGUUUCAGUAGGGAACAGAUAUUAUCCUCAAAGACCAGAUGACCAUUUUUGGUUGAGCCCUAAGCUACAUUUCAAAGCUUUCGUAUAAAUAUGAUGAAUUUUUAA